Molecule: messenger RNA, 2391 nt
Organism: Clupea harengus (Atlantic herring)
Lineage: Eukaryota; Metazoa; Chordata; Actinopteri; Clupeiformes; Clupeidae
Product: target of Myb1 membrane trafficking protein
Biological process (GO): signal transduction
Cellular component (GO): endosome; membrane
Molecular function (GO): ubiquitin binding; clathrin binding; phosphatidylinositol binding
Source: RefSeq, a predicted model, not a curated record
UCAGUGUUUUUUGCGCGCUGCCCAGCGAUAGAACGGAAAUCGAAGGAGUAGGUGGUAGCAUCAAAGGGAUAACUUUGGCUGGACCAUUACAGAAAAUGGAUUUUCUCGUCGGUAGCCCAUUCUCUUCUCCCGUCGGACAACGAAUUCAACGAGCCACCAGCCCCACUCUGCAGUCUGAAGACUGGGGCCUCAACAUCGAGAUAUGUGACAUCAUCAACGAGACAGAGGAUGGACCCAAAGAUGCUAUGAAGGCCAUCAAGAAGAGAGUGGUGGGGAACAAGAACUUCCGAGAGGUCAUGCUGGCGCUUACUGUGCUGGAGACGUGUGUGAAGAACUGUGGCCACAGAUUCCAUGUCCAUGUAUGCACAAGGGAGUUUACGGAGGGAGUGCUGGUCCGAACCAUCCUCCCCAAAAACAACCCGCCUGCAGUGUUACAUGACCGGGUGCUGAGCCUCAUUCAGUCAUGGGCUGAUGCUUUCCGGAACGCUCCGUCCCUGUCCGGGGUGGUGUGCGUGUAUGACGACCUGCGACGGAGAGGCCUGGAGUUCCCCAUGACUGACCUUGACGCUCUGUCUCCCAUCCACACUCCACAAAGGAGCGCUCCAGACAAUGGAACAUCCCCUCCAUCAGCAGAACCAUCAGUUCCACCCCAGGCGCAGACCCCCGCCCCUUCUCCAGCUCCCUCCCAGAAUCCCCAGCCCCCACCGACAGAUGGACCCGUCUCCUUAUCCCCAGACCAGAGGCAGAAGCUGCAGUCAGACCUGGACCUGGUGAAGGGCAACCUGACGGUGAUGACGGAGAUGCUGAACCAGAGCAACACGGCAGAGUGUACCGCCUCAGACAGGGAACUGCUGCAGCAGUUGAACGGUGUGUGUAAAGGUAUGCAGCAGAGGGUAGUGGAGCUGAUCCCUCGACUGCUGGACGAGGCCCUGAUUGGUGAGCUGCUGGUUAUCAACGAUGACCUGAACAAUGCCUUCAUCCGCUACGACAGGUUUGAGAGGUGCAGUGCACCGAAAAAGACCACCGCAACCCCAAAAGAAGCAUACCAAAAUCUCAUAGACCUCAGCCCCGUGUCCCCGCCCUCUUAUUCGUCAGUCGACAACCCACCUGUCAGACAGCCAGCCGCCGAGGCUUCGUCCAAUCAGAUGUCUCGUCCUGUUCCAGUGGAGGAAGACGAGUUUGACAUGUUUGCUAACACCAGGGGCAGCUCUCUGGCAGAGCAGAGGAAGAGCGUGCGGUAUGAGGACCCUCGGGCUGUGGAGGGCUUGGCUGAAGCACUGGACACUCGACUGCAAGUCACGGGCGCGGAUUCAUAUGAUUCAUAUGACCAGACUCCACAUUUGUCUGUGAAGGAUGAUGACGAAUGGACUCAGGCAGCCAUUGAGUGUGUUUGGAUGCACAGUGAAGGAUUGAUGCCCGCUCCUCGAACAGGUGCAAUGAGUGACAUCGAGCAAUGGCUUUCUACAGAGACGCCUGAGACUGGGGAGGCAGAGGGAGUUACCAGUGACGACUUUGACAAGUUCCUGCAGGAGAGGGCAAAGGUGGCAGACCAUCUUCCGCGCACCCCGAAAACCACCAACGGCUCGUCGCGCGCACCGCCCAAGACGACCGGUAAAGAAGAGCGAUCACAUGACCACCUCUUCACUCUGUGAGCAGUAUGCGGGCGCCGGGUACGAAAGGCUGACAGGAGACGCGUGUCACUCAUCACUCUGAGAAGGACGUACGUGGUGACACAACUCCACAAAACCACAGCAGGGGGGUAUCCGUCGUACGUGGUUUAGUGACAAACCUGGAUGAGUAAGUGGUAAACCUCCUAAUAGAAGAGCCCUCUGAAGUUGUUUUGCUAGGAGAAUGAACCAAUGGGGGUUUUUUUAUUAGGAGUUUUACCACUUACUCCGAGUUAACUUAUCCAGGUUUGUCACUAAACCACGUACGAUGAAUACCCCACAGGUCUAAAGCCUGUUAUCUCUUACUUACUUCAGGUUGGCAAAGCCUUAGUGGUCGGUGAGUGUUGUGGCUCUUUAUUUGUAUGUAAGCUGUUUCUGUGUAUGCUGUGAUGGACAUUUAACUCCAUACUUAUGUAUCAUGCAUUCCCAACACAUGAAUGCAGCUGUGCUGACACUGAGAAGCCCACAAUUGUGUAACAUUAUAUGAAACCAGCAGUUAAGUAAUGCAACAUGAAGAGAUGCACAAACCAGUGGAUGAAAAUGAAGAAGUUCAAAUCUUUAUGGGGUAAAUAAAAAAUGUGUACUUUAUAGGUUAAUCCUAUUUCAAAUGAGUUUAUCUGAUCUAUAAUCUAUUUGGUACAUUCUUACCAGUUUUGGUACUAUUAUUAUAUUCAUUGUUGAUUGUAAUUAAAAGAAUUGUCACUCAUCACAACUGGGGGAAAAA